ACUCGCCAUUCUCGUCAUCAGAAAAAAAUAAAAAAAUGGGUUGCUUGGGAGAAGAAGAUCUUGAUCAGAUGGUCAGAGACUACUUUGAACCUCCCGACUCACCUUCUUCCUUCUCUUUCCCUUCUUCAGAACCUUUUCAUCAAUCCAAAUAUCUCACUUUACAGGGUGUCCUUGGAAAAAUCUCGGAUGUUGAAGCUGAGAUUCAUCAGAAAGUUUCCAGGUACGUUAAGAACUUGGGGUGUUUUGUAGAAGUAAAAAAUCAAAGAAAAUGGGCGGCCAUGAGCUUGAAAGCUGAUGGUUUUGAAGCUUCUCUUUGCAAGACAACUUGGGAUUCUUCUUGUAGUUUUUCCAAAGUUUUCCAAUUUACAGAUAGUUAUGAGUAUAUUGAAGUUAUGGUGAAUAAGAGCAAUAUAAAUGGCGGCAUACCAACAAGGCUGAUAGUGGACAUAGAUUUCAGGUCUCAGUUUGAAGUGGCGAGGCCUACAAAAACUUACAACGAUCUCAUCAGCAUUCUUCCUGCCAUCUUUGUGGGCACCGAGGAGAAGCUGAAGGAGAUAAUAUCAUUAAUAUGCAGAGCUGGGAAGGAAUCACUCAAGGAAAAGGGUCUCGACAUUGGUCCAUGGAGAAGUGCCAGUUACAUGAGGGCAAAAUGGCUCUCAACAAACUGCAAGAAAAUCCCAUUUUCAUCAAAUCAGAGUGAAGAAAAAGGCAAUAAUUCCAGUAAUACGUGUUGUCCUUUGAUGUCAUACUUAGCAUUGGGGAAUUAAUCAUCAUCACCAAGCUUAAUUAAUUGAUGAUGAUGAUGAUCAAGGCAAUGCAUAGAGAUAAAAUAUAUAUAAAAGAUUUCUGUGAUGGUUUUGGCCUUUUUUUGUGAAAUGGGUAGUGUAUAUUUUGUCCUUAACGACCCAAACUAUUUUUGUUCUGGGUCAGUUUUGUUUUUUAGAGGAAGACCUUCAAGUUUCGAAUCUUUAAUGUGAUUUCCCAUCUUUUAUAUUAUCAUAUAAUAGAACAAAUUUUGUAUGU
Pistacia vera is the source of this 1023-nucleotide messenger RNA. RefSeq lists its product as uncharacterized. The coding region runs from base 36 to 767 and encodes 243 amino acids. The record is from RefSeq and is a predicted model, not a curated record. The transcript is spliced from 3 exons. NCBI's taxonomy places the organism in Eukaryota, Viridiplantae, Streptophyta, Magnoliopsida, Sapindales, Anacardiaceae.